Ceraceosorus guamensis is the source of this 1544-nucleotide messenger RNA. Its product is annotated as putative RPN7-subunit of the regulatory particle of the proteasome. Bases 199 to 1452 code for a protein of 417 amino acids. Gene Ontology annotation, biological process: proteasome-mediated ubiquitin-dependent protein catabolic process. Gene Ontology annotation, cellular component: proteasome regulatory particle. NCBI's taxonomy places the organism in Eukaryota, Fungi, Basidiomycota, Exobasidiomycetes, Ceraceosorales, Ceraceosoraceae. The transcript is spliced from 8 exons. The record is from RefSeq and is a predicted model, not a curated record.
CUUGACACAAGUGGGACAACUGUAGCUGUCAUGGCGACCACACUUAUGCACCGACCGCCAUCACAGCUUCCACAAUUCUGAUCUCCAGCCGCACCCGUGCAGAGUAUAAACCCAAGUGUCAAUCAUCCGCAUAACGAACGCGGUUUCAGAUAACGUGCCCCACCUUUCUCAGCACGUCGAUUCCACUGACCCCUCGGGAUGUCAGGCUCUUCAGCAGCUCCUCAAGCUGUCUCAUCCGACACUGGAGUGCCUGGCAAGCCCACCGUCAAUGCUGGAGGAGUAGAUGAUGAUGUGCCUCAACCCAUUCCAAACCUGGAGUUGCAGCAACUUCACUUCGUCUUGACGUCUCCGCGGACGCCCGGUGCUAAGGGCAGGGAGGUCUCGGAGGCGCUGCUAAAAGGGAUCGAGACGGAUGAAAUGGCACCGUACCUCUCCGCCUUGCUGGCCGCUGGCGUCAUCCUACCAAGUGGAGCCAAGGACUUGCACGCUCAGCUGCACGCCAAGAAUGAAGAGUCUCUCAAGGCUAUCGACGAUGCGCUGGUCAGACUUGAGGAGAGCGAGGGAGACAUGGAGGUCAAUGCAGUGAGAAGACAAAGAGCAGCGUACCUUGCUCGCAUCGGAGACAAGACGAGAGCCCUCGAAGCUCAUAAGCUUGCAAUUGAGAAGGCUGCUGGCCUUGGCUCAAAGCUGGAUUUGGUCUUGACGCAAAUAAGAAUCGGCCUCUUCCAUGGCGAUGCGUCAAUAACCAUCGAGUCCAUUGCAAAGGCUAAAGAGCUCGUCGAAGAAGGCGGGGACUGGGACAGAAGGAAUAGACUCAAGGUAUAUGAAGGUCUGCACUUGCUUUCCACCCGUCAAUUCAAACAGGGCGGGGAGCUGUUCUUGGACGCUCUUUCAACGUUCACUGCGACGGAGUUGCUGAGCUACAAGGACUUUGUGACUCUGACCGUCAUCGCCAAUGUCCUCACCUUGGGCAGGAGAGAUAUCAAGAAGAAGAUCAUUGACUCCCCCGAAGUGCUGCAAGUCAUCGACGAGAUUGAGCAUUUGCGAUCCUUCUCGUCUAGCCUGUACAAUUGCGACUAUGCAGCUUUCUUCAAGGCAUUGGCCGAGGUCGAGCAGACGCACCUGCUGCCAUCGAGAGUCCUCUCGCCCCAUGCACGCUACUAUGUUCGCGAAAUGCGCCUGGUGGCAUACUCGAGCGUGCUUCAAAGUUACAGCACGAUCACUCUUCCCAACAUGGCCGCCGCCUUCGGCGUGACGCCCGAAUUCUUGGACGCAGAUUUGGCGCGAUUCAUUGCUUCGGGCAGACUUCCAGCGGUCAUCGAUCGAGUGGCUGGUGUGGUGGAGAGCAAGAAAGCGGGAGGCACGUCGAUGCUCUAUUCUAGGGUGAUCAAGGAGGGCGAUCUGGUUCUCUCUGCGACUCAACGAUUGAGCAGAGACUUGGGUCUGGCAUGAUCAAGACAGGACGAUCAACUGCAAUUCGAUGUCGAUCGAUGUUCAGAAUUGACAUGAUGCUCAGGUGCGCGCCGCGUGGAUCGCUUGUGAAU